Molecule: messenger RNA, 3746 nt
Organism: Strongylocentrotus purpuratus (purple sea urchin)
Lineage: Eukaryota; Metazoa; Echinodermata; Echinoidea; Camarodonta; Strongylocentrotidae
Product: allene oxide synthase-lipoxygenase protein
Exons: 12
Coding region: 249-2264 (671 amino acids)
Biological process (GO): arachidonate metabolic process; hepoxilin biosynthetic process; lipid oxidation
Molecular function (GO): oxidoreductase activity, acting on single donors with incorporation of molecular oxygen, incorporation of two atoms of oxygen; protein binding; metal ion binding
Source: RefSeq, a predicted model, not a curated record
CACUAGGUUAUACAUGACAUAAUCACUAUCAAGUUCAGUUAGCAAAACCAACCUCCGUGUAUUUCGUAGAUCGGAAAGUUUUUUUCAACAGGUUAAGAAUUUCUUAUUUUCUGAGAGGUCCGGGUGUUCGAUUGUAUAUUUUGAAUAUCAUCUUCAGGUGUCUUUCCUUCGUCGGCUUUCGUUCGUAUUCAUGAAAUUAUCGCGUUUAAGUAAAUUCUAGUUAACAUAUUGAGGAAAUUUUUACCAACAUGUGGAACCUAUUUUCGAAGAAGAAUUUCACCGUCUACGUGAAAACGGGUGACCGUCUGGGCAUGGGCACCGACGAUACAAUCUCGGUCGUCCUUCAAGAUGAGAACGGACUUCGGUCCGGCAAGUGCCAGCUCGACAAUCUCCUGAGCAACGACUUCGAGUCCGGCCGGCUAGAUAGCUUCCAGAUUGCGAUUGAGGAUGGAGAUUUUGGGGACCCUGUUUAUCUGGAGCUCCAUCGGGACAAGUUUGGUUUCCACGAUGACGAGUGGUACUGUGAAUUCGUCAGGGUGCUGAGCGAGAAGACGAAUCAGGUCCACAUGUUCCCGAUUCAUAGAUGGGUUCGUGCUGGAUGCCCGAUUAGGGUGAAGGAGGACGACGCGGUGCUCCCUCAGGACGACGAAAACGUGAUCCAACGACAGGAAGAGCUCCAGAGGAAGCGAGACAUGUAUGUUCCCGCUUUCAAAGAGGCAACGGGAAUGAUCAUGAUGGCCAGUCUUCCUAAGGACGAAAUGUUCUCCUUCAGUGACCAGUUUGAUCUCAAGGCAUUGAAGAUGAGACUUAAGCUUGAGCAUAAACUGAUAGGAUUCACAACAGAGAGAUGGGAGUCCUUAGAAGAUCUGGGGAAUGUUUACAAACCCCCGCACUUCCCGAUACCAAGUGUAAUGGAAAACUGGAAGUCUGAUAAGGAGUUUGGUAACCAGAGACUAACAGGAUGCAACCCAGCUAUGAUCCGACUUUGCACCAAGAUACCACCCAAUUUCGCCGUGGACGAGAAGGAUGUCGAACCUCUUCUCGAAGGCCUUACUGUGUCGGAAGCCAUCAAGAAGAAGCGUCUUUUCAUCAUCGACCUCAAGGUCCUAAAAGACUUGCCUUGUACAGAUGGGCGAAAGAUCACUGCACCCAUUGCGCUUUUCUUCGUCAACAAAGACAAAUAUUUGAUGCCGGUCGCUAUUCAGUUGUAUCAAGACCAAGAUCCAAACAAUCCGGUGUUCUACCCGACUGAUCCUGAGUACACGUGGCUCUUGGCCAAGUGUUACUUCAACUUGGGCGAGGCUGCCGUACACGAGUCGGGCACCCAUCUUGGAUUCACGCAUCUCAUUGGUGAAAUCAUCGUCAUAGCAGCGCAUCGUUCUCUGUCUCCAUCUCAUCCCAUCUUCCGUCUUCUUGCUCCUCACUUCUUGCGCCUCCUCCCCAUCAACUACAGAGGUAUGACUCCUUUGCUUGGACAGGGUGGCUUCAUCGACUUAAAUAUGACAAUUGGCGCCAUUGGUAUGGCAGAUAUCAUCAAACGCCUCUUCUCCACAUGGCGAUUGGACAUAGAGGGCUCCCUUCCGACUGACCUUCUUGUAAGGGGCGUCUCUGACCCUGAAGUGCUACCGAACUACCAUUACCGUGAUGACGCCUUGCUCCUUCGCGAAGCAAUAUCCGACUACGUCAAGGAAGUUGUGGACCACCAUUACGAUCUUCCCGGGAAGAUAGCUGCCGACCAUGAAUUGCAGGAAUGGAUCCGGUUCAUGGGGACCAAGCCCAAAUUUGAGGGAGAGGUCAUAGGUCACAUUAAGGGACUUCCUAAUGAUGGCCAUUUUAAAACCGCAGAGGAGAUCACCACCGUUGUGACGGAUUGUAUCUUUAUCUUCAGCGCGGGGCAUGCUGCUGUUAACUUCGGCCAGUAUAAUAACUAUGGUUUUCCCCCGGCCUACCCCGGCUGGAUGAAUGGAUCACCACCCCAAGAUAAGACUCCUCUCACGGAAGCAGACAUCAUCCAGAAUCUACCCAACAAGGAUCAGACCUUGGACAUCAUGGUAUUCACGAAGAUCCUCAGCACCCGAAACAGCAAGCCUCUGGGAGACUUUGAGGUGCAGUACAUGCAUGGUGCUACCUAUCAAAAGGCCUUGAAGAAAUUCCGAGCUGAACUCAAACGCAUUGGAGACAUAAUCGACAAACGGAAUGAGACAAGAGAAGAGAAGUAUAUUUGGCUUCAUCCACGCGAAGUGCCCAACUCUAUCUCAAUCUAGCUCCUAAACGUCAAAAGAGAAAAUGCAUCGAAUGGCAAUUGACUUUGACUAAAAUAGAAUAAAGUUCAUUGUUGAUAACCAUGUUGUUAGUCGAUCUUUUAAUGGUUAUGGAUUAAUCUUUUGAAGAUACAAAAUACAGACUUCGUGAAACACAAGUUUGCGAUUUUCUGCUUGCAUAAAUGUUAGAUGAACUGCGUGUUUUGCAUAUAUAUGAUAAGAAAAUUCUAACUUUUGAACAUUUGGGUUUUCAAGUCAUAACCUUGAAUUAGAACAAACUUUGUUUUCCUUGAUUCAACAUGUAUGUACUCAUUCUUUAUAUUCUGUGUCAUGGUCAUGUUUUUAUAUCUAGUACGUUAAGAAUUUUUGUUUUGACGGGGAUUUGCAUGUAUGUACUCAUUAUUCUUUAUAUUUUGUGUUAUGGUCUUGUUUUUAUAUCUAGUAUGCCAACAAAACUAUUUCCACGGGGAUUAGCAUGUAUGUAUUCAUUCUUUUAUAUUCUGUGUCAUUGUUAUAUUUGUAUAUUUAGUAUGCUAAGAAUUUUUGUUUCCACGGGGAAUGUAAGUUAAUCGUGUACUACUUUUGGUUUCUGGAAUGGUUUUUGUUAUGCCAGUUUGCAUGCUAUAUCCUUCUAGUUGAGGUUGGAUCAAUUCAGCUAUUUUCUCUGUACGACUCGACAUGUAAAAUAUUCAUUGUAUGUUUUUGUUUAUAGGGACGUGUAGGGUUGAUAGUACCAGUAGCAUUUAUGUUAGAUGAAUGUCUGUUUGAUCAUUGAUCAUUUUAAUACACAUUAUUGCUCAGUGCCCUUUUCUGCAAUGUUUAUGUUUUAAUUGGUGUAUUUUCAUUCACAAAAUAUGUUGUGAUAUGUUGAUCAUGCAUAUUCCCUUGUGUUUACGUGCAUUUUGUAUCUCCUUGCUUUUAUGUGUUCACCUUUCUGCAGUAAUCAUGAUACAUGUAAUUUAACUACAGGACUGUUAUGCACUACUCGUGUAAAACUCUGUAAAACAACAUUGUCAUGCUAACAACGCUGAGUAGGGCCAUCCCUCCGUCUUCCUUUUAUAAGAGUGUCUUUAUGAUUGUAAAUGUAUAUUUGUUGAUGUUUUUUGUUAAUCGACGGAAAAUAAAUACAAUACAAUAGUUUAACUACAGGACAGUAUAUAAAUAUAAAGGGGCCCAGGAGUUCCCUGUGCCAGAAUUUAAACUCUUGAAAGAAAUCAAAACCAAGCUGUCCGUUUAACAGAGAACUAUAGAAAAGAAGAGAUUAGAAGCAUAAAGUUGAACAAAGUUUAUUAACUGAAAUACAAUAACAGCUGAUGCCAACGGCAUUCAAAUGCAAGUAUAGGGUAAAUAUGGUUGACGCAAAGAUAAUGAAUCAUUGGCGAAAUUACAACAACAUAUACCAAUAUCUGAGCUUAUAGUAUAACAUUGUCAUAACAGGUUGAGUACUCAAUUAAAUGCUGCGAAUUAUAGCAGAGUAAACAUUAA